Molecule: messenger RNA, 1422 nt
Organism: Ahaetulla prasina
Lineage: Eukaryota; Metazoa; Chordata; Lepidosauria; Squamata; Colubridae
Gene: C1QTNF7
Product: C1q and TNF related 7
Exons: 4
Coding region: 407-1276 (289 amino acids)
Molecular function (GO): protein binding
Source: RefSeq, a predicted model, not a curated record
UGAGCCUGGGGGAGGCCAUUAUUCAUAAGAUAGUGCUUGUUUUUGGAAGGAUUUGCAUGAGUUUGGCACAUCUUUAUUUGCUAAGUCUUUUAAAAGUAUGUUGCAACUCCAAAGGAAACAUAUGGUUUUGCUGGAAAAUUUGAGUUCAGUCGCUCCAAAGCAAGCUACCUCAAGCCCAAAGUGGCCGGAGGACUUAUCUGAGGAUUUCGGUGUCCAGCAUUGCCCUCUCGACCAAUCAGAAAUCAGCAGAAAAAUCAGCAAAUAAUCCAAUCCAGAAAGGCCCAUUAGAAGAGCUGGGAGGAACAGAAAGUCCCUCCGACCAGCUUAACACCCCACCCAGAGCUGAGUUGCACAGGUCAACCAGACAUAGGGGAUGCCCUGGUUACCUGCGUGACUAUUGCCAGAGAUGUUUGUGCUGCUCUGUAUAACAGGUUUUGCCUUCUAUAUCAAUGGCCAACCUCUCCACAGCCAGUUUAAAGGAGAAAACUACUCAACAAAAUAUGUUUGUAGUAUACCUGGGUUACCUGGCCCCCCAGGCCCUCCUGGAAACCAUGGCUCACCUGGACCACAUGGCCGGAUUGGGAUCCCAGGACGAGAUGGACGAGAAGGCAAAAAGGGAGAAAAGGGUGAGAAAGGAAAUGCAGGUGUAAGAGGAAAGAUGGGUCCUGCAGGACAAACUGGAGACAAAGGAGACCAAGGGCAGCCUGGCAAAAGAGGGCCUACAGGAUUAGUAGGAGGUAAAGGUGACAUGGGACCUCUUGGUCCAGCAGGACUGAAAGGAGAGAAAGGAGAAAGAGGAAAAACAGGUCCACCAGGAAUCUGUAAAUGUGGGCAAAUUAUACUGAGAUCAGCUUUCUCUGUUGGCAUUACUACAAGUUACCCAGAAGAAAAAUUGCCAAUCAUAUUUAACAAAGUCCUUUUUAAUGAGGGGGGACAUUAUAAUCCCUCAACAGGAAAGUUCAUCUGUGCCAUCCCAGGGAUUUAUUAUUUCUCUUAUGACAUUACACUGGCAAAUAAACACCUUGCCAUUGGUCUAGUUCAUAAUGGAAAGUUCAGGAUAAAGACAUUUGAUGCUAACACAGGAAACCAUGACGUGGCAUCUGGGUCAACUGUGAUUUACCUUCAGCCUGAAGAUGAGGUGUGGCUUGAAAUCUUCUAUACUGACCAAAAUGGCCUUUUUUCUGAUCCCACAUGGGCAGACAGUCUGUUUUCAGGAUUUCUCUUAUAUGUAGAUACAGACUACCUUGAUGCUCUGUCAGAUGAAGAUGACCUGUGAUGGAGAUGGCUACAUACUUCUAAAUGAACAAAAGGCAAUGGACAGAAUCUGCCCUUCCCGCUUAAUAAAGGUGAUUCCUUUGUCUGGAAUUUUGUUUUUGUUGUCAAACGCCCCAAAGUAAAAGACUUAUUUUCAAAUAAUAGAAA